Molecule: messenger RNA, 468 nt
Organism: Anopheles coustani
Lineage: Eukaryota; Metazoa; Arthropoda; Insecta; Diptera; Culicidae
Exons: 2
Coding region: 1-468 (155 amino acids)
Biological process (GO): intracellular cholesterol transport
Molecular function (GO): sterol binding
Source: RefSeq, a predicted model, not a curated record
AUGUACCGUUUUGCUGUUCUGCUCGUUGCCGCCCUGGCCUGCGGUAGCCUGACCGAGGCCCUGACGACCAACCCUUGCACAAACGGUGCACCGCAACCGUCCCGUGUGACGAUCACCGGAUGCACGGAAAUGCCCUGCGAUUUGAUUCGUGGCAGCGAUGUGUCGAUGGAGCUGGACUUCGUAGCACCGUUCUCUGCGGCGACUCUGCGGUACACCGUGGUCGCAACUGCCCUUGGAAUCACUGCCCCCUACGAGCUGCCUGCGGAUCGCUCCAACGUAUGCGACUGGUUGUCGGGAUCUUCCUGCCCGAUCAGCCAGGGUGAGGAUAUUACCAGCACUCUGAGCAUGCCCAUUCUGCCGAUCUACCCGCUAGUCUCACUCGUAAUCCAGGUUGGCGUUGAGGAUCCGAGCAACACCGAGAACAGGUUUACGUGCUUCGCUAUUAAUGCACGUGUGGUAGUUGCUUAA